UUUUUUUUUUUUUUUUAUUAUUAUUCCGCCAUCGGCGCCCUUUUGACAUGGACCAUUAACACUGGCCAUGGGGGUUGAUUAUGCAUUGUCUAUUUGAGCUUGGUAGAGCGACUAGUCAGUAUAAAGAUAACCAAGAAUAAAUGAUGUGCCUGCUAUAAAGUAGAUACAAGUGAAAUAUCUCUAUUGAAAAAACCCCAUGGUGAACAAAUGCCGAUACACAAUAAUGAGGUUCAUGCUCCGCUUAUUUGCCCAACUUUCUUUUUCUUCUUUCUUGACCGUUUAGACAUGACCCAUCUGUUAGACGACUUUCUCAUUCAGGCAAAGCAACACAUCACCCGUCCUGACGAUACCAAAUCGCUCAUCAUUGUGACAGGCAAUGACUCGGCUGAUUUGGAUUCCAUAAUCUCUUCUCUAUUAUUCGCAUUUCUCAGUCAGCAAUCAGACAAUGCUUCUGUGUAUAUACCUCUAGUGAAAGUACCUGGUGAAGACUUGGCUUUGCGACCGGAAGUCAACUGGGUUUUUGAACAAGCCGGUGUCGACGUGUCAAACCUUAUCUGCAUUGAUAAGGUUGAUCUGGACGCCUUCCCUGAGACGACCAAGGUAGUGUUGAUCGAUCACAAUCGGUUAACGCCACCGUUUGAUGAGGCGAAAUGGUCGAACCGUGUAGUGGGCGUAUUAGAUCAUCAUGUCGACGAAAAAUAUUAUCUGGACUCUCCUCUUCGUCAAAUUUCGAUGGUUGGAUCAUGCAUGUCUCUCGUUAUUGUACACUUUAUGGAUGUGUUGCACAAUAACACUCAGUAUAAGCAUGCUAUCACAAAGCUAGCUUUGGCACCCAUUCUCGUGGAUACCAUCGGGUUGCGAUGGGAACUGGGCAAGACCACCGAAACAGAUGUCGAAGUGUAUGACUUUCUCGGUGGAUCCGAAUUUAAAGCAAGCGACACCAUGACAACAAGCAACGAUUACUACGAUCAAAUCGAGACUGUCAAAUCACGCGUACAGCAUCUCUGCUGCCGAGAUCUUCUUCGCAAAGAUUACAAAGAAUUUGUUGUGAAUGGUUAUCGUGUGGGUACCAGUUCAAUGUCGUGGUAUCUGCAGGCAUGGACGGAACGAGACGGGAUAGAGCAAAUGAUCGAAUCGACCUGGGACUUUGUGAAGGAGAGAAAAUUGGAUCUGGAAAUCAUUUUAACCUCGUACGAUCAUGCGAAAGAAACAAAGAAUGGUGUCUAUGAGCGUGAACUGGCAUUUUUCAUCGCCAAGGACUGUCUCUUGCCGAUAAAGAAAGAAAUGGAAGAUAUGAAGGAUGUUGAAUUGACAAGUUUGCCUUUUCAGUACGACAGUGAAAAUGGACGAAUCAGCUUUUACAAUCAAGGAGCCAUCAAAAUGUCACGUAAACAAAUUUGGCCGCUGGUGCAAACUUUGCUGGAAAAGAAACCACAUGCUUAAAAAUAAACUUUAUUCAAAAAGGGAUCUUCGUAAUGGCGUCAGUGGUCUUAUGUAUCAAUGGUGUUUAAUCAGCGA
Molecule: messenger RNA, 1518 nt
Organism: Radiomyces spectabilis
Lineage: Eukaryota; Fungi; Mucoromycota; Mucoromycetes; Mucorales; Radiomycetaceae
Exons: 2
Coding region: 208-1443 (411 amino acids)
Cellular component (GO): cytoplasm
Molecular function (GO): exopolyphosphatase activity
Source: RefSeq, a predicted model, not a curated record